This is a messenger RNA of Thlaspi arvense, 1539 nucleotides long. The record is from the annotation of a GenBank genome assembly. NCBI's taxonomy places the organism in Eukaryota, Viridiplantae, Streptophyta, Magnoliopsida, Brassicales, Brassicaceae.
AUGGACACGGCUUCCAAUUGCUCGGAAAUUUUCAGCUAUAUGGGGGGCUUGGAUGGUGAGCAAAAACUAUUGAUCAAGAAGUUGGUCAAUUUUCGCAUGAAAGAAGGUAAAAGAACGCGAGUUCGUGCUAUUGUUUAUCAAACUUUUCAUCGCCCAGCUCGAACUGAACGCGAUGUAAUCAAACUUAUGGUUGACGCCGUAGAGAAUAUAAAGCCCAUAUGCGAAGUAGCAAAAGUAGGAGUAGCGGGUACUAUUUAUGAUGUCCCUGGGAUUGUAGCCAGGGAUCGUCAACAAACCUUAGCUAUUCGUUGGAUCCUUGAAGCAGCUUUCAAACGACGUAUAAGCUACAGGAUAAGCUUAGAGAAAUGUUCAUUUGCUGAGAUACUAGAUGCUUACCAAAAGAGGGGAAGUGCACGUAGGAAAAGGGAGAAUCUUCAUGGACUGGCUUCCACCAAUCGAAGUUUCGCGCAUUUCAGAUGGUGGAACGCCAGUCUCUCGACUGAGAGGAACGCCUCAGGUCGAAUGAAUACGAAAGGGAGAUCAAUCAAAGAAACAAAAAAGGCCAUGAAUGAAGAAGUUGGGCCUUUAACCCUCUUUCUAGUUACUCUGGGAGCUGAUCUGAUAAAUGCACUUCAAAGGGAGGGAAGGCUAGGUCUUUCCCAUGUUGGUAUGGCCGAGCAUAAAAGAUUUGAAAAUGAAGUCAAAAUAAGAAAAGGUAGAGAGAAAACUGAACGAAAGCGGACGCCGCCGUUUGCUAAGAUGUGCUUCCACAUCGUGAGCUUUAGUGCACAAGUCGUCGAAUCCCUUAAAGGAAAGGAGUAUCGACGACAAGUCGUGCCUGAAGUUGUUCAUGCACAUCUUGAGGAGCUCUUGCUAAGUAAACUUAUGGGGACAGGCAAAAGUAAAGGCUCGCCACCUUGCAGUGAAUUCCAUGACAGUUCGGGCACUCCAACCCUUCUUUGUGUGUUGCUUAACUGCUUCCUGAACUCCGAGACCCUUGCUUCCCAAGUCGGGAUCGACUCUUCAGAGAGGUGGAGGUACAAAGGAAAAAACACUGGAAGGAGAGGUAGUUUACUGGCUAGAGAGAGUCAGAAAGCACCCUUAGGUCCAAUUCCAGCUGCUGUUGCUCUCUCAGGACUUCCUAGGUCUGCUGGUCUGUCAAGGAGAAUCAAGAUUCGACGGGACGCUAGCGCCCUAACAAUAACAAGAGGGAGUGCUAAGCUAGGACCCGCUCACGAUAAUGCGAAUGAAAGGGCAGAUAAGCCUAUUACUAGUUACGGCGAGAAGAUCCUAACAGGCCGGUUUACAACAGAAAAAGAAAAGAUAAGGCUUGCAGACCUAUUAGUCGAGAGGAUCGCACUCGGGCGGCUCCAGAAUCUAUUGAUUGAAGGGGUUCCUCCUACAGUAACUACUACUAUAGUUGCAAAUGAAAGAGAAAGUAGUGGAAGGAGGCUGGAGGAACCCCGAGGAACGCGCGAGACGAUUCCACAUAUCGAGGUCGGAAUGGGAUCGGGUGUUUUCACGUCUCACUGUAGUGCC